AUGUUUUCAUCGAUUUUUCACGAAAAUAUUGAUUUUGAUUCAAAUGAAAAAGAUAUUGAAUCAAUUGUAUUAAAUUUUGUAUCGAAUUCAUUAAAACAAAAUUGGAUAAAAUCAAAUUCAUCAUUAACUAUUAAAAAACUUACUGAUGGUCUUUCAAAUAUACUUUUUGCUGUAUAUUCAUGUGAAAAUAAUGGUAUUAUUGUAAAAAUUUAUGGACAAAAUUCUGAUUUAAUUGUUGAUCGUCAAGCUGAAAUUCGAUAUAUGAUUUAUUUAGCUCAAUUUCAUAUAUCUCCUUCGAUUAUAUUAACAUUUAAUAAUGGAUUUAUUUAUCAAUAUUUACCUGGAAAUCCUAUCUCAAAUGGUGAUGAACAAAAAGCAUUAUUAAUUGCUCGAAAAUUAGCUGAAUUUCAUUCAAUACCAUUAGUAGAUAAAAAAGCAAAAGGUCAAUUAGUAGAAAAAUUACGACAUUAUAUUAAUUUAUUAAAUGGUACUAAUAAUGAAUUAUAUAAACGAAUAAAACUUUCAUCAAGUUCAUAUUUAAAUGAUAUACCAUGGUUAAAAAUAGCUGAUGAUAUUAAUAAAAUUGAAGAAAUAAUUAAUAAUAAAAAUUCUUCAUGGUCAAAUCUAUCAAUUGUUCUUUGUCAUAAUGAUACUCAAUGUUUAAAUUUUUUAUAUGAUGAAAAACAAAAUAAUAAAAUAUCAUUAAUUGAUUUUGAACAUUGUGCAAGAAAUUAUUGGUUAUAUGAUAUAAUUAAUCAUUUUAUUGAAUAUGCUGGUUGUGAUAAUGAAGAACCUGAUUAUGAUAAUACAUAUCCAAAACGUCAUAAACAAAAACAAUGGUUAGAAAUAUAUUUAUCAAAUGCUUCAUUUUUAAAUAAUAAAUAUGAAAAACAAAUGACUAUUGAUGAAUUAUGUGAUUUAGGUGAUUGUUUACGUGCACCUAUACAUCUUUAUUGGUCAUUAUGGGCUUUUUUAGAAGCUUUACUUAAUCCACAAUCAAUGAAAAACUUUGAUUAUAUUAAAUAUGGAAAAUGUCGUUUGAAACAAUAUGAAAAAUAUAAACAAGAUUUUUUUUCUUAA
Rotaria sp. Silwood1 is the source of this 1080-nucleotide messenger RNA. Lineage: Eukaryota; Metazoa; Rotifera; Eurotatoria; Philodinida; Philodinidae. The record is from the annotation of a GenBank genome assembly.